AUGCCGCGGCAUAGUAUCAAAACUGAAGCUUUAAAAAUAUUAAUAGAGCAAAUGGACCGUGCGGGAGAUAGUGUUAUAUUACGUCAUGGAUCUAUUCGUAAAACUUAUUCUAAUGGUGCUGAUUUAUUACGCCCCAAAAACGCUGAUCAGAUAAGCGUCCAAAAUGCAGAUCCCGUAGUGUCAAGGAAAAUACAACUGAAACUUCGACAUUUAAUGAGCUCGUGCACGCCUGAUAAAUAUUUACCAUUGAUGGAUGAUGUAAUUGAAGACGCUACCUCGUAUUUGGCAGUACAUUUAUUGCAAUCACAGGUAAUACAAAUAUGCAAAUGUAUGAAAAAUGUAUUUGUGCAAUGUGAACUAUGGUGUGAUGAAAUAUUACGUCGUGUUUCUCGACCAUGUUGCACUUGUGCGCGUCAUACUUCUGCGCAAGCCCUCAUCGAUCUCACGGAACCAGAAGAGAGAGUCUUUGUAAAACCUGGAACAUCUAAACCAUACCAUGGGCACGAAAUAUCUUUGAUACAAUGUCCUUCAAAACUAAAUAAACUUAGGUCAAACAAAAGUGAAAGGCCAAACAUUCAACCAUGUCCAGCCAAAAAACGGACUAUUGAAUGUGACAAAACUACGGUUUCUUAUCUAUUUCAUGCCAAUGAAUGUCAUCGACGAGAUAAUAAUUCAAAUAGAGGAAGGGUACCAGGGCUUUUUUCUAACCCAGUUGACUCAGUUCCAUCAUUUUCUUCAAUAAAACCAGUUGUUUUUAAAAGUUCAAGUAAAGAAGAUACACAACCGAUAAGUAAUUACGAAGAUUCACCUGAUUUAGAAAGAAAAGGACGAGAAACUGAAGCGUCGUCUCCAGUAUCUUUUUAUACUCCUCAAAGCCAAAGUACUGAUUCCCAAGGCAGGAGUACAGAGCGGCCUUUUUGGCUUUCGCCGACUACUAUGAUGGCACAACUUUAUACUCCAGUCAAAAGACAACAAGAGCCGACCUCACCUGUAAUUAAACAAGCUACCUCUAUUCAUAUAUCUAGACGAAUGGCAUCAGUUAAACGUGGAUAUAAUGCUCGUGCUCCAAUAGUAACGACAGAUCAAAUGGCCGAUUGGCAUUCCAUGAUGGUAAGUUUAAUGUGGAAUGUUCAGGCGUGGCGAAACUGGAUUCAAGAGAAUAUAGAUCGAGCGCUGACAUCAAGUCAUACUGGCGUAAUGUCAGAAGAAUCUUGGACGACAUUUCAAAGACAAAUCACUAUUGAAGCCUUACAAUGGAGACAGUAUAACAAUUUUAGUCGACAAUUAACACUCCGGCUUGCUCAAAGAUAUAGGGAUAAAAAUAUCAUAUCUCCGACUAGAGGCACAGUUAAAACUGCAGCUUAUAUGGAAUGUCAGGAUGAAAUGUUAGAUAUUAUUGAUAUGUUCCGCCGAUGGACGCACUGGUUGACUGUUGUAAUAAGAGAAACGGAUUCGUUUCAACCAACCAGCUGUAAUGAAUCUGAACAUAAUAUGAGAUGGAGACUUUUUAAAAAGAAAGUUAAAGAAUAUUCAGAAGACUGGAAAGUAUACAAUUUGCAUUUAAAACUAUGCUGGGAACAAAAGUACAAGAGAUUAAUUGCAGACUGGCUCCCAGGAUGGAGUAGCACAGAACCGGUGUGGGUGGUAAGUGCAUGUGGCGCGGUACCCGGAGGUGCCGUGGCAGCCGGCGUCUACGACGGAGAGGUCACGUGGGUAGCUAGGACCACACACAGAUGUAACGUAGUGCCUGCUGCUCUACUGCCAUCGAAACAUUGUUGCAUUGUGUACAGUGACGGCGGAGUACACCAAUAUACAAAAUAUCAAGUGAUGUGUAAUGCGGAGGUGUCGUGGCUGGCGUGUCGCGCGGGCGCGGGCGGCGUGUGCGGCGCGGGGCAGGUGCGGGCGGUGCGCGCGGCGCCCGGCGUGCACGUGGGCCGCGUGCUGUACCGCGGCUCGCACCUCGUGGGCGCCGUGCAUGCACCCUGCUACCGCUGUCACGUCGUUAUAUUUGAUCGACCUUUCGCCUUUGACUGCUACGAGCUACUCGUCCUUUCGGAUGAUGUGCACUCGUCGUCCUAG
Vanessa atalanta (red admiral) is the source of this 2079-nucleotide messenger RNA. RefSeq lists its product as uncharacterized. Bases 1 to 2079 code for a protein of 692 amino acids. Lineage: Eukaryota; Metazoa; Arthropoda; Insecta; Lepidoptera; Nymphalidae. The transcript is spliced from 13 exons. The record is from RefSeq and is a predicted model, not a curated record.